CCUACACACGCACACACGCAGGGACUGUGAUGGGCUGAGCUGGGCUGGGACCAACACGUAGCGCAGCCCGGGACACUAAAAAACGUAACAUUAAAGGCUUUCCUCGGGAUAUUUAUUUAUUUAAGCGGUCGACUCGCUCGCCAGCUGGAUCAGACAUGGACGACAAGUCAUUCACCAAGGAGCUGGACGGCUGGAUCGAGCAGCUGAACGAGUGCAGACAGCUGUCGGAGAACCAGGUGAAAGUCCUCUGCGAGAAGGCCAAAGAGAUUCUGACAAAGGAGUCCAAUGUACAGGAGGUGAGAUGUCCAGUGACCGUCUGUGGAGACGUGCAUGGACAGUUUCAUGACCUCAUGGAGCUGUUUAAGAUCGGGGGCAAGUCACCAGACACCAACUAUCUCUUCAUGGGGGAUUAUGUGGAUAGAGGCUACUACUCUGUAGAGACUGUCACCCUCCUGGUUUCUCUUAAGGUAAGGUUCCGUGAACGGAUCACGAUUCUCCGAGGGAACCACGAGAGCAGACAGAUCACACAAGUGUACGGUUUUUAUGACGAGUGCCUAAGGAAAUAUGGAAAUGCCAAUGUUUGGAAGUAUUUCACAGACCUGUUUGACUAUCUUCCCCUUACUGCACUUGUAGAUAAUCAGGGUCCGAUGUGUGAUUUGUUAUGGUCAGACCCAGACGACCGUGGUGGCUGGGGAAUCUCACCCCGUGGUGCUGGCUACACAUUCGGGCAGGACAUAUCUGAGACUUUCAAUCAUGCAAAUGGAUUGACUUUGGUUUCAAGAGCACACCAGCUUGUGAUGGAGGGGUAUAAUUGGUGCCACGACCGCAACGUAGUGACAAUCUUCAGUGCACCAAACUACUGCUAUCGUUGUGGCAACCAGGCAGCAAUCAUGGAGCUUGAUGACACAUUGAAAUACUCUUUCCUACAGUUUGACCCGGCACCACGCAGAGGAGAGCCCCAUGUGACACGGCGCACACCAGACUACUUCCUGUAAAGGCCACUGGUGCACAGUGGCUGGGGAAAAGACACAUUCAACGCUACAAAAGUUGUGUGCCAUAAUCACAGUAAAAUGGAAACUUUCACAUCUAGCUUAACAAUAUCAUCCGCUCAGUUUUUAACUCUCUGUGCAUGACAUUUUAAUUACUAGAAAUAAUUGCCACUCUGAAGAAUACUAUCAUGAUUCCUGCUGGUUUGACAGGAAAAAUUAAUGUUGAAAAUAAUAAUUAUAUGUUAGUAAUUUUUGUGUCAGUGAUGAACAGAUUGUUUUACCAUUUGAAGUUUAUAAGCUGCAUCUUUCAUUUGGCAUGGCCUCAGAUUGAAGGUUGCGGUGCAUAUAGGGUGAACAUUUUUUUUGUAACUGAAAUGCAACAGUUUACUUUAACGAAUAAGAUAAUAGAUUUAAAUGUUAAAGAUUCAUUAAUUAAUGUUACCUUAAGUUUAUGUUCUCUUUGCACUUUUGUAUUUGAUUUUUAUCACAACACUGACGGACUGUUUUUUAUAUCCUAAUAUAGUACAAGACGUUCUCUUUUUGUUGUCUCUCAUGGGUUGUUAAUGUAAUUCAUGUAGGUCUGCAAUAUUAUAGAAAUGACUUCAAUUGUGUAUAAUAACUCAAUGCUUUGCACCCAGUAUAAUCCAGAAUAAAGACUAAAGUUGCUUCAUCAUUGAAUUCCCGAAGCACAGUUUAAGGAGUUACCCUGCAGUUCUCAGCAGACACCGCAAGAUGGAGACAUUAAUAAAUCUUUGCCCUUAAUAAACUGAUAACGUAAUUAUUAGUUUAAUUUUGUUUUUAAUAGUUGUUUGGUAUAAGGUUUUUUAAGACAAAAAUCUAACUACUAGCUUGCAGGAUCCCAAUUCAAACCACUACUAUAUGAUUUCAUUUAGUUCAUUUUUGAAAAAUAUUUAAUCUUAUGAGGAAAAUCUUUCUUUUUUCUGUUUCUUUCUUCGGGAAUUAUUUCUCCUAUGAAUGUAAGUUUACUACUUUGAGCCAGAUGUGUUAGGGAGAAAAAAAAACCCAAAGUUUUAAAAGAUGACAUUUGCUAUCUGAGAGUUAAAGUUACAGUAAUGCGUUGAGCAGU
Messenger RNA from Cololabis saira (Pacific saury), 2076 nucleotides. RefSeq names its product serine/threonine-protein phosphatase 2A catalytic subunit alpha isoform-like. Gene Ontology annotation, molecular function: protein serine/threonine phosphatase activity. The transcript is spliced from 6 exons. Gene Ontology annotation, biological process: peptidyl-serine dephosphorylation; mitotic cell cycle. The record is from RefSeq and is a predicted model, not a curated record. Bases 156 to 995 code for a protein of 279 amino acids. Lineage: Eukaryota; Metazoa; Chordata; Actinopteri; Beloniformes; Belonidae. Gene Ontology annotation, cellular component: cytosol.